CUGCGGCGGUGCCGGGCGGGGCUGCGCUCCGGGCUGGGGCGGCCGUGCUUCGCCUGUUCCGUGCUCCAGUGAGCCCUCUUAGAAAGGCUGUGCGCGCUCGGCUCGUGGUCUGCGUGUGCGCCCGUCCGUGGGUGAAGUUCGGGUGUCGGAGCUACGCUGGAGUCUCCCGUUGAAGCAGAUGGCAUCCAGGCAGGCGUCGGGUAUCCCUGGGCUGGCUCCAACUGAUGACAAAGAUGGCAACCUGCCAGACAUCAUUGCCAGCAGAAGUUUGCAUGAGUUCUUGGUGAACCUUCACGAGAAAUAUGGCCCGCUGGUCUCCUUCUGGUUUGGAAGGCGCCUUGUUGUCAGCCUUGGCUCCAUUGAUCUCCUGAAGCAACAUGUGAACCCCAACCGGUCAUCUGAUCCCUUUGAGAUGAUGUUGAAAUCCUUCUUGAGGUACCAGUCCAGCCUGAAUGGGGAUACAGGGGAAAGCCACCUGAGAAGAAAGCUGUAUGAAAGUGCUGUGACAAAGUCCUUGCAAAGUAACUUAGCUCUCAUCCAGAAGUUGUCAGAAGAAUUGCUAGCCAAAUGGCUCUCCCUCCCUGAGGCUCAACAUGUACCACUCUGCCAGCAUAUGCUGGGCUUUGCCAUGAAGUCUGUUACACAGACAGCUAUGGGCAGCAGCUUUGAAGAUGACCAGGAAGUCAUUCGAUUCCGCAGGCACCAUGAUGCAAUCUGGUCAGAGAUUGGGAAAGGUUUCUUGGAUGGGUCCCUUGACAAAAACACAACUAGGAAGAAACUGUAUGAAGAUGCUCUGAAAGAGAUGGAAUCUACAUUAAGGAAAGUCAUAAAGGAACGCCGAGGCAGAUCAUUCAACAGGCAUGUCUUUAUAGAUACCUUGCUACAGGGGAACCUUAGUGACCAGCAGAUUUUGGAAGAUACGAUGAUUUUCUCCUUGGCAGGAUGCAUUAUUACUGCUAACUUGUGUACCUGGGCAGUCUAUUUCCUGACAACAUCAGAAGAUGUACAGCAAAAUCUCUGCAAGGAGGUGGACCAAGUUCUGGGGAAGGGACCAAUUACACAUGAGAAAAUCGAGCAACUCAGAUACUGUCGGCAAGUCCUGUGCGAGACAGUGCGGACAGCAAAGCUCACUCCCAUUGCUGCACAGCUGCAGGAGCUGGAAGGCAGAGUCGACCAACAUACUGUCCCCAAAGAGACACUUGUACUUUAUGCUCUUGGUGUGAUGUUGCAGGAUAGUUCAUCUUGGCCGUCACCAUACAAAUUUGACCCAGAGAGAUUCAACGAGGAUUCAGCCAUGACAAACCUCUCCUUGUUGGGUUUUUCAGGAAGCCAGGAGUGCCCGGAGUUGAGGUUUGCCUAUAUGGUGGCUACAGUUCUGUUGAGUGUCCUGGUAAGAAAACUGUACCUUCACCCAGUUAAAGGACAAGUCAUGGAGACCAAAUAUGAGCUGGUAACCUCACCGAAGGAGGAAGCCUGGAUAACGGUGUCUAAGAGAAGCUAAGAACGAGUGAAACAAGGGUCUGAAAGUGCCAGCAGUGAAGUUCUGGGCAAGUGUCUUAGAGGGAGUCACGCUGGCAAAACAAUGACUCAGCCAAGGAAUUUUAAAUGCAGAUUUUGUUACCUUCCACAUUAUUAACUGCAUAGCCUUCUAGGGUAAUUUUUUCUAAUUCAAGCAAUAGUUGUAUUAAAGUAGAUGUAAUCUGUAUGCUUUUUUACACUUUUUGCCCAAUGGAUUGCAAAGGAAGCAACAAAACCAAGAAGUGGUGUAUCUAUGAACUGUUCUGUGCCAGCUAAUCAAAGACUGGGCCUCUGGUUAGUCCAGCCCUUUCCUAACAGCAAGCAGAUCUGGGUAAGAGACUGUGCCACAGGGCAUGCUUCUUCAUGGAUCGCAAGUAGAUAAGACCUUGAAGGCACAAGGACAAAGUCUUUCUCUAUAUAUAGGUAUUUUUAUUCAAAGUAUCUUUCCUUCCCUUGAGCUGUGACUAUAACUGUCAAGAAGAGCAGAUACAUCUUGUGGGAAGUAUGCAUGAGUGUGUGUGAGAGAAAAAGAAAGUGGGGUGGGAAUUGCACCAUCGGGUCUUAUGCUACAUAUGUAAUCUUCCUGUGCUGUAGGAUUGCAAGAGGAUGGAUGGCUGAAAAAUGCUAGUAAAUGAGGAGGAAUAAAAUUGGUUUGGCCUGUGAGAAAGCAGAAGCAUUAGUAAUAACAUAAUGAAAUGAAAUAAAACCACAGAACAAAGCCCUGGGAAAGGGAUUCUCCAUCCUGACAGUUCGGAGAGCAGUGUCUAAUCUAAUCAGCAUCAGAAAUUGAUGACAGGUGCUUGCAAUUCAUUCAUCACUCGGUCAGCAAUGAGAUUGGUCAUGCAAGUACUGGAAAGGGAGAGUGCUGAUUUUAUAAGGCUCUGAAUUAAUGUUGUGCUUAAUAAGUUAAAAGCCUUUCAAAGAACCUUCCUCCUCCUCCAGAGCAAGUGCCAGCCAAAGCAGCAUCACAUGCCACUCGUUCACGUGCUUUUCCCUUUCACGUGCUUCUUUCUUUCUCUCCUGGCUGCAAUAGGCCAGUCCUUGACAGAUUUUUGAGCACCCUGCUGAAUAGCUUGCAAGGCAGGAACCUCUUACCCCUUUAUCUCAGUAUAUUGCCAUCUGACCUAUUCAGGUCAUGUUUUUUCUACUUCCCAUUUUAUAUACGAUCACCCUUUAUCUGAUCUUGAUCUUUUCUCUGUAAAUGUAACUUCUUUGUUAGCACCCUCCCCAUUCAAAUGCUGUGUUGUGUAGGUGAAUUGUUACUCAGCCUGCAGCUGUGUAUGCCUGAGCUGUUUUGCACACAGCUACUGAUGCACCCCACAGGGAGGUUCAGGGAUAUGUAGCAUCCAUUAGAGCUGCUUUCUAUUGCCUAAGCAAACCAGAGACACUUUACAUAGGGACAGGUAUGUUUUAUUUAUCUGGGAAUUUGCAAUUCCCAACUGCAGACACUGUUUCUUUCUCUGGCUCUUCCAGGUCAGGAAAUCAGCUGCUCUUACAAAAAUGUUUUGGCUGUUGGAUUCCUGCCAAGUGCUUUUCUGAAUGCAGUUCUGUCUGCUCUUGAAGGGUUAACAUUUGGUGCCAGCCUCUGUGGGCACCAGACAAAGAAAAUUCUGCUUUUGGGUUUAAUAUGUCAGCUCUGCUUUUGGUGGAGCCAUGGAGAUUCAGAUUCUCCCCCCGCGGUGCAGCGUGUGUUGAGGGAACAGUAGGACAGAGAUGCUGUUCUGCUGGUUUUUGUCUGUUGAGCAGAAAAAGGAGGGUUGUGCAGUUCAUCUUGCUGCCUGUCUUGCAUUGAUUUUUAUAAUGAACUGCAAGAAAGUUCCUGCUAAUCUGACCUCCAUUUAACUGAAGGUUGGUCAUGUCCCCAGAUGGCAAUUCAUGUUAGCCUUUGCUUCACUGCUUAUGCAAAAAUGCCUACUUUUCUUGAAGGUUGCAGAUGUUUUUUAAGCCUUGUGGAGAAAUCUGCGUGAUAAAGGAUUUUACUUUAAAGCAUCCCUAGUGUACAGAGGAAGCAAAAUGGAGAGGAAAAUAAUGGUAGAAUAGCACUGCCUUGCUAAGAACCAGACUAGAAAUAGCUGACUUGGUCACAUAAUUGAGUGGCUAAGAUCUACUUUUGUAGAGCCAUCUGGUAGGAAUGAAGCUUUCAGACACCAGAAAAGCUUCCCAGGAGUGAUUGUUCACACUUCUCUUAACAGUAUUUCUCUGCCUUUCUGGAGCUAUAUGGGCCGAGUGCCUUGCAGCAGUUGCAGGAAUAAAAGAGAAUAAUUCCAUAUAAUUUGUUACGAAUUUUCAGUCUGUACAGUUAUUGCAUCCUAAAAGACAGUACUCAGUCUGGGCCAUGUUACCAAACAUGCUACAGGAGUCUGUGGCUGACAGGAGAGAAGAACAUGGCCCAAAAUGGUGGACAAGGCCGAUGAUCAGUUUGUGUUUGCUCAAAACUGCUGCAGUCAAGAAAAGGCCCUGACUCAUCAUUUCAGGUUACAUUUUGAGCUUUGGGAGGAAGGAGAGAAGUGAGCAUCUAUCAGACGUUCCUUAUUCAUUGCUCAGAGUGACACCAAGGACAUGGCCAUAUUGUUUGCUGCAGUCUGUAAGUUUCCGUUCCACUCUUUGUGACAAUUGUUUCCAACAGCCUAACUAUCAAGAUAAAAUGCACUGCUGGUCAGCCAAACUGUAGCUCCUUCUAUUGCACAACAAAGACCCUUCUUGCUAUGGGAACGUUCAUGGAUCAGAUCUUUCUUAUGGGCUUUUAGUAUGUUCCAGCUGGAAGCUUGAAAUAUCGGUUUUGUUCCGUUUCUCCCCUCACCCCUUGUCUCAUGUCAAGUGGUACUUUUUUGGCCUCCUUUUCUAAGGAAGGUGUAGUCAGAUUUGCCUUUCACCCCACUUACGUCUGACCAUUUUCUCCCUUUGUCCUCCUCCUACAAGAAGUAACUUCCAAGCCUUUGGAUCAAAUUAGCUGCAUUUGUCAGGAAUCAGGGUUUGAAAUCUCAACAGAAAUUUAUAAUGUGUAUACAUAUAUACAGGGGACUUUUGCUUUUAAUACUUCAUAUCCCUACACCAGAAAGCUACGUCACAAUUUCUUCUGGGUGGUUUUGAAGAGCAUACAGCAAAGCUGUUAUUUCAUUCCUUGGACUAUUACUGCAGAAUAAGCUUUAACAGAAGGCUGCAAAUUAAUGGAAGGCAAGAGGCUAAAUAUAUCUCAGUGCCUGUGCAACCUGCUGCUAUCAGAAGUAGGCAGCCAGCACGGGUGCUGAGAGCUGUCAGGCCAUUGCAAAUUGACUCUCAUUGUGGCUAACAAAGGUUUGUUAGCCUCAUCUUGGUGGCAACUGGUUAAACAGUUAACAUAACUUUGUGGAGUAGACAGCUUGUUGAGCUAGCUUCCCACUGUCUCCAAAAUAACCAUGAGUGGCGUUACAUCUAGGUUUUAAUUAACCUGGACUGCGUGUAGAGCAGUCCUUUUCCCAGCAGUUUAAGGACUUGCUGAUAAUGGCAGUGGCAUGCAGUGUAGGGCUGAGGGCUGUACGUUUUAUUUUCUGCCAUUAAAUGGAAAGAGUGGUCUUUGCAACUUCUGUCCUGUUUGCUGCAAAUGUAAGUGUUCUUGGUGGACAGAGUGGACAUUUGCCGAUUUAAACUACCUUGAGGCUGCUCUUUUGCCAGCUCCCCCAUUAGCCAAUUACAUGAACCAGGAGAUGCUGGCAAUGCAAAAAUGGGGAAACUGCAUAUUUAUCUCACUGCAUAGUUCAUUCAUCAACAUUUUGGUACUACUUGUUACAGUACACAGUUACUUAGUGUUGCCAUCCUACUAUCUCAGGUGCUGUGCACAUUCUCACUGAAAAAAAGAGGUCUCCUGUUUCACUAGGGCCAUGGCUGAACUUCCCAAAAUUUCUACUCUUGCUAUGGGAAGGGCCUCCUGCCAGGCACCCUUGGAUAUGGAUGUGUCCUGGUCAGCAGAGUGAAGUCUGCAGAUUACUGGCUUACUUCAUGUGCUUGAAUCCCUUUGUAGGGCAAAUGGAAGUGGAUAGAGCAGUACUUUCAUGAAAGUACUUAGAGCAUACAGGACUUCACCCAUUUCCAUACCAAUUUUAUCAAGAGUGAGAGGAAAGGAGAAAAAAGAUUUGUAAAGAGAACAGAGAUGUUCAUCACCAGUGGGUCAUGCCACCAGGAAGCGGAACUGCUGUAGUUACCGUGGCAGCUCGUUGCUACUUUCCUCUUGUCCAAAGCAGAAAUUGCUGGAAAAUAUUACUGCCACCUUUUUCUGUAGCAUGAGAAUGUGCACCCACUUUGGCAUCUCUCUCUAGUUGAGCUCAGGACUGUUUUUUAGCAAACAGUCAUCAACUAAACAAAAGGCCUGUUUGACAUCUCUUAAGAUUCAGUGCCAGGUUUUUGGUGGUAGCAGACGGAGAAGAGGAACUGCCACACACGGGGGAAAAAAAAGAUGAAAAUGUUUCUCACAUAUGGAGGGUGGGGAAGGAGAGAAGAUAAGGGUUUCCAUGGCAACAUUCCUUGAAGAUAAGUAUUUUUAAAUGUGUGUGAAUUUUAGCAUUCAAAACACAGUUGAGUUUCCCACAAAAAGAUUUGGAGGAGGGUGGAACGUAAAGAAUCUUUUCCAGUAUUUUUCAGGUCAUUCCUUCUUUUACAGAGGAGCCUGAUCCCAAGAUAAAUGAAGUAUAUGCAAUUGCUCUGUGUUAAUGCUCCUGUUAAAGAAAAGUCUUUCCAAGAGGUGAGAAGUAUUGGUCAAAGUUCUGUAUUUGCACUGGCAACUCAUCACUGGCCCAAGCAUUUGAUCAUCUCUUUAAUAGGAAAAGUAAUUCAAUUAGAUCAGUGCUAGGCCAGUAAGAAGCCACAAGGACAAAUUCCAGGUUAAAUCCAGUGUAAUUCAGAGCAUGAUCUACAUAGAUGACUCUCAGCUCAGUGAUAGCAAUGAUAGGGUGACAGAGGUCUUAGCCAAAGACGAAGAGAUGUAGUAGAACUGAAUGCAGAGGAGCCAGACACAGUGUGUCCCUGGUGAGUGCCUUGUCUGCAGCAGUGACAGUGAAACAUCACUGCAGGUAAGCAGCGGAUGUUCCCGUGACGCCAUUAGGCAAGACAUGUCUGCGCUGUUUAUUGAGUAUCAAUGCUGGGGCUGCCCCUUGAAGCUUUUCUUCUUCCAUCUCCAUAUUGUUGAGCUGCUUGUGGGCACUGGCAUGCUGUGCUCCCACCUCCCUGCUAACAGCCAGGCAGGUCAGCUCUGUCACAAGCCUGGCAGUGAGACAGAGCCGGUGCUUUGCCUGCUUGGCUGCCAACUUUCUCAUCUCACCAAAAAAGGCUUUUUUUUUUUUUUUUUUUUUUUAACAGUCACUUCCAACUCAGUAAUGACUCAGACACUGCAGCAAGGGUAAAAUGAUCAUCUUCCCUUUCAGACUUUUACGGCAAAAGGCCCUGGGUGGCCUCUCUGAAAAGCCAGAGCUUGCUGGGCAUAGCUGUUGGCUGGAUUCAGUUCUUUAAUUUAGCGGAUCGAACUGAUGCUCUACAGUGCUAUGUAUCUGCUGGCUCAGGGUCUGUGCUUCAGCAGUAGACUAAAUGAUUCCUACAAACUAUUUGUGUUCAGUAGUCUUGGGGAAGGGUGGCUGGGUGGGGAGGAAUAGUUGCACAUAAAGAGAGGGUGCUGUUAGCUUCUCAGGCUCUGUCCCAAUAUCUCUGGGCCAUGAAUCGAGGAAACAACAUAUUUGGGCACUUAUUUUUUGAGGUGAGUGAGGGGAAGCAAAUAAGAAUGACUGAAAAAGCAAAGUUCAUAUUGUCAGACUGUGGAAAUCAGCACCUCAUAGUAUUGUUUUAUUUUGGCUGAGAUCUUGAUACAGAAUAAACUCAGAUCUAGGUAAGACAACUUAUCAACAUCCUUACAUCUUCAUUGAUAAAGCCUAAAAAAAACAGCAUGGAAAAAUCUGAAUUUUAUCACUCUUGGAUUCUCUAUUGGAAUUCAGUGCUAUCAGGUCAAUUAUUUUUCUUUUUGGAACGAACAUUUGUGCCCUGAUGUCAGCACUAACAUGACGAUGCAUUUGUAGUUUCUUGGACUGAAAAGCAACUGACUUGCUGACGCAGGACUUGUUAACUACAAGUUAUUGACUAAAUAUAUCGUGUUUAUUCCUUUGCUUUAGUUAAGGCUGCUGUACCUUUUGUGCUACACACUGGUGCUCUUGUUCCACGCGUUUGCCUUACAGCUGAACCCUGGAAGAUGCAGGAACUCUGGAAUAUUUAAAUAACAGAAGUGCAGCAACUUCAGUCCCUGCUCGGCAACCUUCAGCAUCCAGUGUGUCACAAGCUGACUCUUACUCAUCCUCGAGUGCUUGUAAGUUAGCCUAUUACAAAAAUGGGUUUCAGGACACCAUGGGCAGUAGAUGGCUGUAAAUGGAUUGCUGCUGUGCCAGGGAGCAGUUCUCUUGUUGCACCACUUGUGAAUGUCCACACAUAGCUCUAAGCCCCACAAAUAGAGUUUCUAGGCCAAAAAGCCCUUCCUUCAGGCAGGCUGUCUGCUUUGCUUGGGGAGAAAGGUUGUUUGUUGCCUGCUGUGUGGCAGAUUAGCUUCUGACCACGUCCUGGCUCUGAUGUGGUUGUCCUGCUUUUACAAGCUCUUCCAGGAGUUUGAAUGGAAGAAAGGUGCCUUGAGAGAAGAAUGAAGCAUGUGAGUUAAUGGGAGCUGACAGGGAUGCCUGCAAGAAUACACCAUUGUGUAUUGUCAAAAAGCAGCUGAACCAAUGGUGAGCAGGGUAUUUGCUAACAGAAAGUGUUUGGAGCACUUAGCAUUUCCACCAUGCAGAAUUCAUAUUAAAUUUGUGGGAGUCUGCACCUUGAUUUUGUGGUAUUCUUGUAAAAGGAAGGAGCAGACUCACUGCUUGCUAUCAGUCUGCUCUAAAUUAACCUCAGGCGUGGGCCUGUGCCUGCAAACCUUUGUAUGACUGUGACUGCUAUUUAUGCUGUGUGAUUGCACUGAGUGGCACUGACUAUUCAUAUGUCAGCCUAGCAUAUAACUGUGACUUUUACACAUCAAGUUUUUGAAAUUGUUUAGGUGUUUGAAUUUUGAAUACCCCACUAAGCACCUACCUGGCUAAGUGCCUAGAAGUCUCUGCAAAUCCAGUAAAGCAACAAUGCAAAGAAAAAGGAAAUGAUAUAUAGUGGUUGCUGGAUCAGGCCUCUGGUUUGAUAUCCCAAUAGCUGCAUAGCAGCAAUAGCUAGCUAGGGCUUAUUGCUGUAUAUGCCAUAGUUUAUAGCGAACCUCUUUUGUGCUUAAGGAAGUUUGAUGGUGACUUCUGCACAGUAAAGGUAAAAAUACUGCAAACCUAUAUCCUGCAUUAGCCUUUAUGUAUUUUACAGCUGUACCGUUCUGGUGUGGUAAACUGAGCUGAGCAAUCACAUUUUCUCAAUUACCCUCAAGAACUGGAAAUCCUUAUCACCUCCCUGUUUCUUUCUCCCACUACUGCGCUGGUCUCGAAAUUGUCAUCACAGCUAAAAAUCCUCAUUCUGUAAAUUAAACCGUGACUUAAAAAAAAAAAAAGGUAACUGCAGCUUCCUCAUAAAACUCCACCAAGUCUUUUGCUGAUGUGACUCACACAAUUACUCAUGUGGAUAGAAGUUCUGAUAAUAAAAGUAGUUAAUGUAAGGCAGUGAGAAAUACUGCUGGUACCUGAGGAGGCAGGGGAAUGGGCAGGCUGCUGUGGGCAUUUUAUCUUAAGAGCUGCUGAAUUCACCAAGCUCCCAGACAUUUAUUUAGGUUAAGAAUUUCUCUAUUUUGCUUUUUUUUUUUUUUUUUAAUUGCUUGAAAAAUCAAAUUGGCAGUAGAGGAGCAAAAGUACACCAGCUGUGUGUGUGCGCUCCUCUCCUCCCCUUCCUACGUGCUGGAAAUGAUAGCCAGUCUGUGCCCCGAAUCAAUCUCUUUAUCCUAGCAAUGUAUAUACUUAACGCUCAGUACUCACUAAUGAGCUUUGGAUUCCUGAAUCAAGGAGCACAGCUACCAAGUGGCUAAAUAAGCCCGUUGAUUGGAGAUGUUACCAAGGACCACAUUUUUCUAGAAUAAGUAAUAGGCCACUGAGGACUCGUUGUGUAAUACUGCUACCAGGCAGACAUUUCAGUGGAUGUACACUGGAGGAAUGUGGCGUCUUUUGGAGCUGUUAGGGCAGGAAAUUAUCAAAGAAUAGUGAGAUACUACAUGAAUGCGGGAGCAACUUUAUGCAGUGAAUUCGUACAUGUGUCCUUGAAACCAUCACACAGAAUUAAGCCAAAAGUGUACUAAGUGUACUAGUGGAAGCAGACAAACUGACUAGGGCUGGGGACUGGCUGGCAUUUGCAAAACAGCCAGAAGAAUUAAUUUUUGUUGUGUAGCACUGAGGCUGCUAGAUAAUUGAGGGGGAUGCCUCCUAAAUGGCUGUGACCUCCUUUGGACGACAGAGAUGUGUUUGAAAAUGGAGGGGACAUGAGGAUGUGCUCAUUUCUCAUGCAAGAUGAAGUGGGAGGGAGACUACAGCUUGACUUGUAAGAUAGAGCUUCUGGCACAGAGAAGCAUUGCAUGGGUGUUGAGGCUGUGGACCUGAGUAAGUAAGCUGUCAGAUUAUAUUUAGCAGAUAUACACUGCAGAAAAGCGCAGAGAAGGAGGGGAACUAAAGCAUAGCUGGGCUCCGUGGGUAGUGAGCACACAGAGCAAGGAAUGAGGCUAUUUAGAGAAUGAAUUGCCUUGGUGCUUCUGAUUCAAAUAAAUCUCUGUGUGAGGCCAGGGUUGUGCACAGACCUGUAUGAUGUUCCUGAACAGCAGAGCUCAGCUUUAUUUACCCUUUAGUAAUAGCUCAGCUACAGAUGCUUAGGUGAAGGGUGACCAGCCCGUGGCCUUUGAGCCAUUCACCUCUUGCCCCACAGGAGGGUUGUCUCCUGCAGCAAUACCAUUACCUGGAUGUGGAAGCAGUAGGGGCUCUUGAAACCAACGUUGCAGCUGCUGUACACCGCAGCUGCUCACAGUGCUAAAGAGACAAAUGUGGAAAAAAUAAAUAUCUUGUAUGAGACAGAUUAAACCCUAUAUGCUGGUUGAUGUGUAGUAGUUGGUUGUUUGGAUCCUGUUUUGUAUUCCAGGGCUACAUUUUGUCCUGAAUCUCUGCCUGCUCAUGAGAUGAUAGCCCCAGUGCAGUAAGUUGGCCUGAUGUGGGCUGCCAGAGGAAGGGAAGGUGUGUUUUUCUUGGGUAUGUCCAUCAUAAAAUCAUAAAUAAUGGAGCUUUCUCAUGAUUAGACUCCUGCUUUCAUUAUGGUCCCAAGAUGUAGGAUUGCAUGCACAUGAUUUCAGAAAUCUGCUCAUACAUAGGGAAGGAAUAGAGCUGCAAAGAGACAGCUUGUCUCAUGUGAGAAAUCUGUGCCAGAUGUGUGCAGUGACCCUAUGCUACCUGAGAAUCAGGUCACUGCUUUAACUGUGAAGAGCGACCUUAUGCUGAUCUGCGAGUAGUUUGCAAAUCACACCAAUGCAGGGUGGUGCUUUUAAGUGCUCUGGUGGAAGAGCUGGAGAAACGUAUUUUUCAUAGCUAGACAGGUAAGCUGAUUUUGGUGGGGUGAUCAGGUAUCCACCAGUAAGGCUACAUGCCCACAGAAACAUUUAUGUUUAUAUUCUUUUCAAAGAGUUAAAUCCUGUGCAAGACAAGGUGGUGGAAAGAGGGGAUGUCUUCUUGGGACCUCAAGUAAAAUGUUUUUAAGCCAGCAUAUAGAUGUCAGCUUUCAUUGUGCAGCAUCCUAAUCAUCUGUGGGAAAGGAAAUGUGUGGCAGUCUGCAGCCAGAGAGAUAAGGACGAGGUGGAGGAGCUGUGUUUUGAUCAGUGCCUUGUGGUUUGAGAAACAAUGAGUCCAAUUCGGGUAACUUGAAAAGGAGCAAAAGUUAACGUGCCUGCAAGUAUGAUAUUAAAAAAAAUAAUAACAUAGAAAAUCCCAUAGCCCAACAAAUAGCAAACUAAGUAGAGCUGUGAAAGUUAUGUGGACAAAGUUGGAGUUCCAGGGUAAUAAGUAAAAAUGGUUAGGUGAGGAGAAAAAGUUCAUAACUUACAGUUGUGGGAGUGGGUUUCUUUGUGUUUGUAUUUGUUGUUGAAGAGUGCAAGUAGUAAGGCUAUUGUUGGAAUAACCUGAGUAUUUCACUUGUGACUGAUGUUUGCAAUGCAUCUAUCACACAAUGUCUUGUUUUGCACUGUUAUCAGCCAAAGCAGGCUGGCUGGGGGAGAGAGAAUAUCUCGUUCUCCUGCAUUUUGUAUCUUCCCUGCAUGCCCAGUUAGGAGCCCGAGUCCCACCAAAUCAAUGCCUGAACACUCAGAGACAUUAGCAAGGACAGGAUUUCAUGCUCAUAGUCUUUAGUGGGAGAUUCAAAUGCAGAAAGCAGAAAUGGGUCAUCCUCUACCUUUGGCUCUGCCAGCUUACGUGGGAGAAGAAUUUGGCCCCUUGUGUUCAAAAUGAUUUAGAUCUGAAAUACUUGCUUUUCUGCUACAGCUCAGCCCUGUGGGGAUGCACGUUCUCUGCAUGACUUGCCACAUAAAUGCACAGAAUCUAGGGUACAAAAAAAAAAACCCAGAAAUCUAAAAUGUAGAUUCUUCCUAAAAGCAUAAGAAGUUGCAUCCCUGAUAUAUUUAUUGAGUCUUCAUGAAGGAAAGAGUCAGAAUAGAUGUUAGAAGCAAAAAAAAAAAAAAAAAAAAAA
Molecule: messenger RNA, 12192 nt
Organism: Phasianus colchicus (ring-necked pheasant)
Lineage: Eukaryota; Metazoa; Chordata; Aves; Galliformes; Phasianidae
Gene: CYP20A1
Product: cytochrome P450 family 20 subfamily A member 1
Cellular component (GO): membrane
Molecular function (GO): monooxygenase activity; iron ion binding; oxidoreductase activity, acting on paired donors, with incorporation or reduction of molecular oxygen
Source: RefSeq, a predicted model, not a curated record